GUCUAGACGUAAAUUUAUAGUUUCCGGGCGAAACUAAAGAAAAUUUUCGGGUCAGUGACUCACAAGCAAAACGGUCAAACAAACGAUCCAUUUCCGCUCAGACGCACUAAUGGAGGCGACGAACAAGGGACGACGGCUGAGAGAAGAUACCACUACGGAGGGAGCCUCACCGGAACCUCACGAACUUCCUCCAGAGAUCAUCAGGGAGAUUCUCAUCCGAUUACCAGCCAAAUCAAUCGGGAAUUUCAGGUGCGUCUCGAAGCUCUUCUGCUCCCUCUCAUCGGAUCAAGGGUUCGCAAAGAGACACCUAGAUCUAACCAAUCACCGGAAACUCAUCGUAUCUGGACAUAACAUGUAUGCAUUAGACUUCGAUGGAAUCGAUGAUGGCUUCGAAGGAAUUAUAGAUUUGACAGCUGUGGAGCUUAACUAUCCGCUUAAAGAGGUCCCGAGUAAAUUCGAUGAGUUUAUUCAGAGAAUCAUUAGAGAGGAUGCUGUGGUGGGCGACGAGUUGAUUAAGCUCAAUACGGAGAUGUAUCUUAAAAAAUGGGUUCAGUUUAUCGGUUACUCGAACGGCAUGGUGUGUGUUUCUCCAGCUGCUGACGCGGUUUUCUUGUAUAACCCAACCACCGGAGAUUCCAAGAGAUUACCUGAUCCCGCCGGAGGAAAUAUAUAUCCAACUUAUGGAUUUGGCUUCGAUGAUCUGACCGAUGAUUACAAAGUAGUGAAGCUCGUUGCUGAUACCCGCCAUCUCAACGCUAGUGUGUAUUCGUUGAAGUCAGACUCGUGGAGGCGGAUCUGUGAUUUGAAUUAUGAGCACGAUAACGAUGGCUUUGCUGCCGGUGUGAAUGUGAACGGUGCUAUUCACUGGUUGUUCAUUCUUGAGGAGGCUGACAAGAGAGUCGUCUUAGUUUUUGAUGUUAAAACCGAGGAGUUUCGAGAGAUGGCGUUGCCUGGUGAAGCUGAGGAUGUUUCUCGAGACUUUACCGCGGGGGAUCUCAAUGGGCGACUCUGUGUGAUCAAUAGUCGCUCCAAGAGGCAUGGUGAUGAUGAUAUUUGGGUUAUGAAUGAGUACUGUGUAGCGAGUUCUUGGACCAGAAUCCGGCUCAGAUUGUUGUACAGGUGUAUGAGACCGCUGUGUUCGACUAAUAACAGUGAUGAGGUUCUUCUGGUGUCUAAUUUGUCUGAUGAAGACAUAGUAUUGUACAAUUUUAAAACUGAUGCAAGGAGGAAUCUGCGAAUUAGCGGGGCAAACCUCAGUGGAGGUUUUGAGACUCAUAUGUCCAUAGAGAGCCUCAUAUCACCGAACUUGUAUGUUGUUGAGAACUGAAGAAAAACUUUGUAAUUUACAAGUUUUAACUGGUUGAAAUCUCUUAUGCUAUAUGUAGGAGGACUGGGAUCGAAUAUUUUGUUUUUUUUUUAUGUUCGGUUCUUUGUUAUUCUCACUUGUAUAUGUGAACAAAACCAUAUCCAAAAAGCAAACCGAUGUUUUUUGCA
Raphanus sativus (radish) is the source of this 1494-nucleotide messenger RNA. RefSeq names its product F-box/kelch-repeat protein At3g06240-like. The transcript has a single exon. The record is from RefSeq and is a predicted model, not a curated record. Bases 110 to 1327 code for a protein of 405 amino acids. Gene Ontology annotation, molecular function: protein binding. Lineage: Eukaryota; Viridiplantae; Streptophyta; Magnoliopsida; Brassicales; Brassicaceae.